Molecule: messenger RNA, 1714 nt
Organism: Hipposideros armiger (great roundleaf bat)
Lineage: Eukaryota; Metazoa; Chordata; Mammalia; Chiroptera; Hipposideridae
Gene: FAM149B1
Product: family with sequence similarity 149 member B1
Exons: 12
Coding region: 359-1714 (451 amino acids)
Biological process (GO): protein localization to cilium; cilium assembly
Source: RefSeq, a predicted model, not a curated record
GCAGGAAGCACGGAAGACUGGAGAGGAGGGGGACCUAGGGAGUCUAGGCGACGGGGCGUGACGGAGCUGGAAGGUUGUGGGAGAGGGCCGGGCAGGAGCCGGCGGGAGGGCCAGGCCUGGAGGCCCCCACCCUGGCGUGCCCGCUCCGGCCGCAAUUGAGGAGGAAGAGGAUGAUUUCCAGAUACACUCGGAAGGCGGUGCCACAGAGCUUGGAACUGAAAGGAAUAACAAAAUAUGCUCUUAAUCAUCAUCCCCUUCCAGAGCAGCUGGAUGAACUGUCCUCUACCAAUGGCAGCCAUGAAAAAGACACAAGUUCCCAAAGGAACUUGAUCAAAAUGCCACUGAAAAAGUCCAGGCAAUGUUCACAGCCAUUGACGAGCUCUUGUAUGAGCAGAAGUUGAGUGUGCAUACCAAGAGUCUACAAGAAGAGUGCCAACAGUGGACAUGUAGUUUUCCUCACCUCAGAUUUGGUAUUAGGGGAAAGAAGUUACACUUUUCUUCUUAUGUUCAUAAAGCAUCUUCCAUUGCCAAAUCCCCUAGCUUGUGUUCUAUGGAAAAGGAAGAGGAAGACUGUAUAAUCUUCUCUGAAGGAAUAAUAGAGGAAUACCUAGCAUUCGACCACACAGAUAUGGAAGAAGGGUUUCCUGGAAAGAAAUCAGAAGCAGCUCCAGAGAAACAGAAACUAGGGUACCCUCCCAUUGUUCCAUUUUACUGCAUGAAAGAGGAUGUCCUUGCUUACGUGUUUGAUGACAUGUGGAGCAAGGUCCUGAGCUGUAUGGCACAAUUGACACGUAGCCACUGGGAGGGAUUUGCUUCUGAUGAUGAGAGUAGUGUUGAAAUCACCAGAUCAGCUUCAGAAAGCCCCUGUGUGCUGAGUGAACCACCACCUCUGGUCUUACCUCGAGUGCCACAGUCUAAGGUGCUGUCCAUCACCUCAAAUCCGAUGAGUUUCUGUCAAGCAGCAAGUGGUCAUCAGCCAAAUGUGAAUGGUCUCUUGGUUCAUGGGAUGCCUCUACACCCAAGAAAUGUCUCCCUAAUGGACAAACUCCUAGAUCUUGAUGACAAGCUACUUACAAGGCCUGGGUCCAGUACCAUCCUUUCAACCCGAAAUUGGUCACAUCGAGCCAUGGAGCUUUGUACAUCAUCUCUGUCAUAUACAGUGCAGCCCACCAGGAGACGCAACCCCCCACCACGUACCCUUCAUCCCAUCAGCACAAGCCAUUCACGCGCUGGAACGCCAAGACCUGCGGAAGAAAUCUUCAGAGGUUCCCGACUCCCUGUGGCAGCCGACUCGCUCUCUUCUCCCUCACCAAUGCCCCUGAGUCGAAAUAAUCUGCUGCCCCCUAUUGGCACAGCUGAAGUGGAACACCUGAGAACUGUAGGGCCACAAAGGCAAACGAAAAGCCAUGGCAAUACCAAUCGAGCUCGAAGUGCAGUGGUAGAUGAGCCUAACCAUCAGCAGCCCCAGGAAAGGCUCCUUUUACCUGACUUUUUCUCCAGGCCCAACACAACUCAGUCAUUUUUGCCGGACACACAGUAUCGUCAUUCAUGCGUUGAGUAUCCACAUCAGGCCCGACCUGGUAGGGGAUCUGCAGGGACAGGUCCUCAGUUACAUGUGUCUACAAAAUCUCAAAGCAGANAAAACAACAGAGUAUCCGCCAAAGAUUACAUGGGUACUGUUUCUAUCUCCACUUACUGUUUUCUUUCAGCAUAA